Molecule: messenger RNA, 231 nt
Organism: Rotaria sp. Silwood2
Lineage: Eukaryota; Metazoa; Rotifera; Eurotatoria; Philodinida; Philodinidae
Source: the annotation of a GenBank genome assembly
AUGUUAUCUCGUCCUUUUAUAUUGAACAGUGGUACACCACAAGGAUCUCCUCUUUCACCAUUGUUACAUAUUAUAUACAACUAUGACUCAAUGAAUGAUAUUCAACAUCACACUGAACAUGGUCUAUUCGCAGAUGAUGUAGCUCUUUGGACAUCGUCUAAUUCAACAACUAAUCUUAAAUCUAGACUACAACAAUCAAUUGAUGAUUUUCAAAAAUGGUAUAACUUCUAG